AUGCAAAAUGGUACUGAAGAAGAACGAACAAACAGGCUACAAAAGAGAAAGCAAGACCAAGCAACCGAAACAAUUGAUGAACGAGCAAGAAUACUUGAAAUACUACGAGCAGUUUUUCACACAAGUUCAAAUGAAAAUGACCAAGAAUCAAAUGAGCAGCUGGGUAUGUCUGUUGAUCCAAAUGUAGAUAUACCUGUAUCUGUUCCUAAAGCAGACGAGGAUAGUGAGUCUGUACAUGAAGCAGAGGGGCCAGAGGUGAGUAGAAAUGAAUAUUUACAUGAGGGUGGUUUGCAAAAUGUUGACAACCCUCUGCAUGAGCUAGAGUUUGUACAAAAUGAAAUGCACAGUUUUCAUUUAGAUCAAGAACAUUUAGAGCAUUGACAAUGUAAAAUGUGUAAAGAAGCUUGGCCGACACGACAGAACUUAGCAUCAGAAGUAUACAUUUGUUACCGGUGUAAAAGAGACAAGAAAUCACCCAAGAAAUUCAGUGCGGAGAAUGACAUGGAUCCAGGAAUAGUUCCUGAACAAUUGAGAGGUUUGACACAGGUAGAAGAAAUGUUAAUUUCAAGGGUUUGUCCCAUUAUGAGAGUGUAUAGAAAACAUGGGGGGCAGAGGGGGUAUAAAGGACAUGUACUUAACUUACCACAAGAUAUUCAAAGUUUCUUGAAUAGAUUGCCUUCUCGUGUGGCAGACUUGCCUGUCUCGAUUGGGCGAAGACAUGGUGCAGAAGACAAACAUCGAGACUUUACUGUGCGUCAACACAAAGUUCUUGAGGCUGUACUAUGGUUAAAGACAAACAAUCCGUUCUUUAAAAAUAUUGAAAUUGAUAGAGAUGUCAUCCAAAGUUUACCAGAAAAUGGUAUUCCUGAUGAGCUAAGGUAUGUCAUUGAUGAAAAUGAGCUUUCAGUUCAUGUUGAAAAUGAGGGGCCUCCCCAAGACCCAGUAAUGAGUGCUAAUGCAAGUGUGGAAGAGUUAGUUUUAGGAAGUGGCAGUACAUCGUUUAUUCCUAUGCGCCAAAGACAGAGAAAAGAAGGUGCAGCUAUCCAAGAUGCAGUAAAUGAGGUUGAUCCGUUAGACUGGCCAUCUACUGAAGGUAAUCUCAUUAAUGAAUUAAAAACAGAUGGUUUAGCUACUAUGGCCUUUCCUACAUUGUUUCCUUAUGGGAAGGGUGACCCAACAAAUAGGGCAAGACAACAUGGUAUAACGUUAACCGAAGCUUUCAAACAUUUAAUGAAGUUUGCAGAGAGACUUGCAGAUGGUAAGUGUGAAUGGAGGUUUGCUUCUCACCCUCGGUUUCCUUAUUGGGCGUUAAACAUGAAACGACAUCAGCUGUUGUCACAAGCAAACGUUUACUUGCGUCAACAUCCUGCUGAUGCAAACAUGACAAUGGAAGAACUAAAACACAUGGUCAAUUCCAUGAGUGCAAAUCAAAUGGUAAAUAGGUUGCAGCGCUAUGUGUCCAAAGUACAAGGUACGAAUCAGUAUUGGUAUCAGUGGCUGCAGGAAUUGCUGGCCCUGAUUGAACAAAAAGGCUGCCCUACUUUUUUCUUUACCUUUAGUGCAGCUGACAUGCAUUGGCCAGACUUACAGAGGCUGUUGCAGAAUGAUGAAGGUGCAAACAGAUCUGAGCGAGCACAAGCUGUAAUCGACAAUCCCCAUCUGACUGAUUGGUUCUUUAUGCAGUGGCUGCAGGAGUUUGUCAGACAUUGGCUUAAUGGCGUCUUGGAUGCGGAGUGGCACUGGUAUCGAUUUGAGUACCAAGCUAGGGGAAGUAUUCAUUGCCACAGAUGUGCAAAGUUAAAAAAUGACCCUGAUAUUAGAGAAUUACAUAAUAAGGCAUGUGUUGCAUUCCUAGAGAGUGAGACAACAAGGUACGAAAUGUCACCUGAUGAUUUUGAAUUCCUUUGCGGGGAUGUGAUAAGACAGUGAGAAGAUGCUGAGAAGUUGUUAAUACAGUAAGAAAAAAUAUUUCCAUAUUAAUGUUUCCAAUGUGUACUGCUAAGCUAACUGUGCAGAAUCUGUUGUGGGAUAAUUCUUUCAAUAAUAAAACUUUAUCCUGCAACAGGCCUUCAAAUGCAUGUACUGGCACAAUACCGGAUCAUAAUUAUUGUAGUAGUUACACAAUACCGGACUCGCUUCUCAUAGUCAUAACAUUGAAUUUUGCAUUCUUAGAGAUGUCUUACUGUACCUCCUACUCAAUAUAUUGCAAUAGCAUUUUUGAAAUACCAUUAAAACUAUACCUUGGCAUGCUCCCAAAUGUUGAUAUCAACUAAAAGUGUGCAGGUCAAGUGUUCAUGUCAACUACUGUAAAAAGCGAAUUUUGUAUUAUGCAUGUAUUAACCACUGCUGCCUAUUUUGGAUAUUUAAUAAUAUGACUACUACUGUAAAUUAAAAGGCAGGAUAAACUACUGUACACAACUUUUGCCUAAAAUUGUCGCAUACAACCUGCUUAUAUGCAUGUAUACAACUUGAGUGUACUGGGUGAACCAGCACACAACUAUGCCUAUGACAACGUAAGUGAGUAAAUGCAUGUUUAAUACAGAGUCAACUUGUUUCCUUGAUAUUUUACGCAGUAAAACUCAAGUUGUACAAGCAGGUUGCAUAAGGCAAAUGUUGUGUAGUGUAAAUCUGCCUUAAUACACAAAACACUCACCAAAUAUCCAGCUAAUAAUAUAUGCAGAUAGCCAAUCUCCACAAUUUUGAAAGGUCUUUCGCCCAUCUUUUUUAUUAUUAUGCAUAUUUUAUUAUAUUAUAAUAUGGUAGUAUUACCUUUGCUACAUUAAAAUUGAAAAAGUAACAAUAUUUUACAUGUAAACAAAAAUUCCUUAUAAAAUUCCUUAAAAGGUUUCAAUUUUCCUCAAAUGAAUUUUCAAUAAUUUCUGAAGAUUUCAUUGGAAUGUAAGAAAUGACAUAAAUAGAAAGUGGAAAUUUAACUGUGGCACAAAUCUGUGACUGUGGUCAUACAGGUUUCACAGGAAAAUGUUUCACUCAGUCAAUGGUGUGAUUAAAACUGUUUUAUGACUAAUUUGGUAAUAUUUGGCUAAUAGAAAAAGCGCACAUGUUUAAUAAGUUAUGAUUGUUUUAAAGGUAUGUUGACUGGCUGGUGACAACUUUUAAUGAGGAAUUGCCAGAUGAAAACUGGAGGAUACCAGACCCUCAUCCAUCUGCUGUUAGCGCUACAACAGUGGAUAAUCGUGACAAUGAUUAUCACAGGUUAGUUAAUACUGUAGAAAGACACUAGAUGCAGUCCAGCAUAUUGCUUGAAACAGAAAAGAGUGGACCUGCUUGCAGAAUGCAGAUUUGGUUUUCCAAAGCCAUUGCAAGAAGAAACAGAACUGAGCCUUGAGCUGGUGGUAGGUAAGAAUACGAAGUCUGUUGAGUCUGAGUUACAUAUCAAACAAAAUGAUCAAAUUCUCAUAACAGGGUGAUGCUUGAAAACUGGUGGGCAAAUGUAGAUUUGCAAGUCAUUGUAGAUGAGAAGGCUUGUGCAAGAUACAUGGCCAAGUAUGCUGCGAAAGGAGAACCCCGAUCGAAAUCGGUGUCAGAAAUACUAAAAUUGUCUGUGUCUUCAUUACAGAAUGAUGAUCAAGUCCCUUCAGCCUUCAAGAAAGCAAUGAUCCAAGUUGCUGGGGAUAGAGAUAUGGCAGCACAAGAAACUGCACAUAUGUUACUUAGUCUACCACUGGUUGGCUGCACAUUUAGUUUUGUUACUAUUUCUUUAGAUAACAGUAGGAAGGUUAAUAUUGAUGCAGAAAACAAAGGCGAUGAGGUACUUCAAAAAUCUGUGCUACAAGAAUAUGCAGGACGUACAAAAUUUAAGGUAGGUAUACAGGCUUGUCUCAGCUAAAUCUGAUGCAAUAUGUGUCACAGUACACGAAAGUCCGAGGUGAGUUGACGAAACGAGCGAAUCCGUACAUUGUCAGGACAUUUCCAAAGAUUUCCGCUAAUCCUGCUGGUCCUGAUUUUGGUAAAUACUGCAAAUAUCAACUAAUAAAGUUUAAACCAUGGGAGGGUCAACCGUCAAAUGCUUGGAACAACGAGGAUGAAAGUGAUCAAAUGUUUAUUAAUGCAUAUGAAUUUUUUCUUAUGACAGAUGAAUUUGCAGAAGAAAAUGUGUUUAGGUAUUCCGAUGAAACAGACAGAGUUCAUGAUGCGCAAUGUGGUCAAACCUUUGAAAACGAUCCAACUGACAAUCAAGAUGAUGACGACGAAAGUGAAGUUUACCCUGAUGAUGAGGAUGAAGUCGAUGAUUGGAUGUUAUUAUGCAGAAUUAACCAAGAUUAUGGUGAAGCAGGUAAUCUGAUGUCAGACAAUGAAGCAGUGGACUGGUUUGAAAUGGUAAGAGCUGUGCCUAGAGAUUUAUUAAAGGAAUCUCCAGGAUGGAUCUAUAGUCAGAGAAAGGAGGCUGAAGAACAUGGUUAGCAUUUUCGAGAAGAUGAUCAACAAUGUGUAAUUGAUCCGGAGACCUUGAAUGAAAAACAACGCCUUGCUUAUGACAUCAUCACAUCUUAGAAUGGUGAUAAUGCCGAGCCUGUUUAUAUGAUUGUGUGUGGAACAGCUGGCACAGGUAAGACAUACUUAAUAAGUGCAACAAAACAAGUAUUAGCCACUCAGUGUGUUGUUACAGCAACUACUGGGAUUGCAGCCUUUAGUAUUAAUGGUCAAACAUUACAUUCUGCUGCUCAACUUCCUAUCUGUGAAUAUAGGGAUUUGCAGGGUGAUUCACUACAGCAGUUACAGCUGAGGCUGGAAGGUAAAAGAUUUCUGAUUAUUGAUGAAAUGUCAAUGAUUGGACAUAAAAUGCUAUCAUGGCUUGACAAUAGAUUACGUGCUGGAACUGGAAAGGAAGAUAUCCCUUUUGGUGGUAUGUCAGUAAUUCUAAUGGGGGAUUUUGGUCAAUUACCACCUGUUGGUGAUAAGCCAAUGUAUGUUUCAGGUAAUGGAACAGUAGUAAGUCAGGCUGGUGAGGACCCCGAGGCAGUUGCUUUUAGAGCCUUGCUGAUGAGAAUGCGAAAUGGAGAAGUGACAGGGGAGGACUGGAAACUAUUGUUGGAGCAUUCAACAACAAGUGUACCAAUGGAUCAAUUUACUGAUGCCAUCCGAUUGUACGUUGACAAGAAAAGUGUUGCUGAAUACAAUUACGAGAAGCUAUUGCAGCUUGGACAACCUGUUGCUAAAAUUCAGGCAAAGUAUUCUGGUCAUGGUGCCAGUGCGGCAACGUCGGACGAAGCUGGUGGAUUGGAUGCUGUUCUGUUUUUAUCCAUAAAAGCAGAAGUAAUGCUCACUUGCAACCUGUGGGCUGAAGUUGGUCUCUGCAAUGGAUCAUUUGGCACUAUUGAGCAGAUUUGGUUUGCAGAGAAUAUGGGUCCACCAAACCUGCCAAUAGCAGUAUUGGUACACUUCCAUAGUUACACUGGUCCUGCAUUCCUAGAUGCAUGUUCUAAAUGUAUACCUGUGUCACCCAAAGUGUUUGAAUGGGUGGCUGAUGGAAAGUAUCUGUCAAGGCGACAAGUGCCCUUGCGGUUGAGGUAUGCAAUGGCUAUUCAUAAGUCACAAGGACAGACACUAACAAAAGCUGUUGUUGAUUUAGGUAAAGGAGAAAAAGUUGCUGGAUGCACAUUUGUAGCUACAUCACAGGUGAGAUCGAUUCAUGAUAUUGUAUUUGAACCUAUGACAUUUGAUCGCCUGAAAGCAAUUGGUAGGAGUAAAAAUAUGCAAAAACAACUUGAAGCUGAACAGCGACUUAAAGCAGAGAAAACUGUCCAAACAUAUAAUAGGUCAUGAGUUGUCAUAUUAAGUUGAAGAGUUGUGGUGUUCAAGCACCAGCAUAAUAUACUGGGCACAUAUACUGUGCUUUCGAGGUUAUUUCUCCUGUUACUAGGCACAAUUUUAAUGGUGUAGUCUAUGCCUCUAUUAUUGUGUUUUUGAGGAAGGCAUUCAGGGAGUUUGUCAUUGCCUGUUACCUAGACAUAUUAUAUAUUAUGUUUUUGAGGUUGGUUGCAUGUUGACAUACCUGUGCUUAAUAUUAAAUAGUAUUAUUACGUAUAUAUACUAUAAAUUUAAAACUUUGUCUUUUUAUUCUACAUAAUAUUUUAUAUCUUUAGAAAUUGAACCAAAUUCAUAUAAAGGUAUGAUUUUUCUCCUGUUUUGAGUAACUAUUCUAUUGAUAAAACAGUUCCCUUCAGAUCAAGACUACAGGGACUGGUUGUACGAAGCCUAUUAAACAAAGGCCUGAUAGUGCUAUCCACCGGAUAGUGAUUUUUUCAAGCUUUGUUAAAUCAGUCGUUGAUUGGUAUAACUCGUAUUAAAGUUUAGUGUUUAUAAAUGAAAUGUUUUUCAUACUUCUUGUCACUUGUGUGUCGUCUCUAUCCGUAGUUUCACAGUUUUUCAAGCAUUUUAUAAAGUUUGAAAAAAUCACUAUCCAGUGGAUAGCCCUAUAUCUGACCUUCGUACAACGGACCUCAGGGGCCGGUUGUUCAACGGUGGUUUAGCGCUAACCCUGGGUUAAAAUUUAACCUUCUGUUUUAGUUUAUGUAUUUCUGCACGCCUGUUUAUUUCAAAACUUCAGAGAAGUAAACUCCUUAGAUCCAGACAAGAUAUCUGAAAAAAUAUUUCCAAAUUUCCAUAGACAAGCUGUGAGGAAGUUUGCUUUGAAUUUUAGGUUAACCUGGGGUUUAAGCUAAACCAGUUUUGAACAACUGGCCCCAGAAUAAUAUUCAAGACACUCCAGAUUACUCUUCGUGGAUAUUGCGUAUGGUUACCAAAAAUUCACACGCAACAUCCACGUAAAUACGAAGCGCGCAAAAUUUUGGUUUUUGGCCUUUUUGUGAGGCAGUAACUGACAGUAAGUUUUUUUCCGAAAAAAACAACUUUGUUAAGUUUUUUGAACACACACUGUAUCUUUGAACGAAAAAUAAUUCACUACUAUUUGUGGAAUAUAUAUGUUUUGGGCAAAAAUAACUUCAUUUACUGAGUUUGUCACAACAAAAACGUUUUCGUGUUUUUAACAGUUUUUUUUUUGUUUUUUACAGAUAUUUCAAAUAAUUUGGCGGAAAGGUAUGACUAUAUUUUAAAAUUAUUUAUAGUAUGCUUCUUAGCUGAUGUUAAACAGCCUUUGCUUCAUGGCCAAAAACAUUCCUGUCCAAUACAAAAGAUGGAAAUGUAUUCAAUAUUAGUUUUAAUAUGCACUGGGAGUGGAGAUGUUGCAUUUUAUUAAUGAUUUCCUUUAAUAUUUUCUUUUAUAAUUAUAGCAAAGAUUUAACAAACACAAAAGUAAGUUGCUCCAACUUUUUGAAUGAGCGAAUAAAACCAUAUUAAAAGAGGCAUCCAAGUUGAACAUAUAGGUAUAGCUUGGACUUAUAAACUUAGCUAUUUCAUAACUAAUCCCUAUAUUAUAACUAAUCCCUAUAUUAUAACUAUUUCAUUUUAGUGGAAUUACCGGAACUGCACGACCCUGCUAUUCUUGGUAUGUACAUUGCAAUAAAUAUGUGGUAUAAUAUCUACUUUUUGGUUUUAUAUAAAGCAACAUUUGUUCUAGCUGGUUGGACCUCACAUAAAAUUAAAUGGACUUACAACUAAUAGUAAAUUGUGUGAACAGAGGCCAGUUGUCACCAAUUGUUUGGCUACAGUUGUACAGAAGUAUAUUUGUGACCUCGAGGUAUAUUUUUGUGACCAAUAUUUCAGUGACAAACAUUCCAACCGUCCCGGUUUACCCGGGACUGUCCCGGUUUGGACUAUGUUGUCCCGGUGUCCCGGUUUUCUUCUUAUUGUCCCAGUUUCUGUAGUAUUUUAAUAGUUGUAUUCUUUAAAUAAGGCUCAUGUAACAAAUAUUAAUGAAAUUCGUUUGGUUCAAUAAAUAUUAAUGAAAUGGGAGCUUCUAGUUGCCCCAAACAAUUGCUGACUUUGUCGCCGAUCGUUGUAAUUCUCGUGACAUACGUUGUUUUGACAAUUUUAAUAGCGUUCGCUUUCAAUUCCUAUUCAUUUUGCCAGGGCUACAUGAAGUAAAGCAGCGUAACAGAAGCGGGCGCAAUAAUCGCGGGCUCUUGAAUACGAGAGGAUCAUGUCACAGGUCAAAAGACCAGUAGUAAAACGAAACAAUUUUGCCGGUACAGUACUUCAAUGAAAUUAAAGACCAUUAAAGCUUGUUGGCAGGGCCGUAGCAACCGGGAGGGGCUGUGGGGGCUGUAGCCCCCCCCCCCCAAUAAUUUUCUAAUAAUCAUUCUUUUUUCAAAAUCAUGCAGACCUUUAUCAAUUUUAAGCAUUAUUAGUUUUAAGCGGCUACAUUAUCCAUGACAAAGUGCAAAGAAUGAAGAUAUUACCCACACUUUCCUGCAACUUAUCCAAUAUAUAGUUAAUUAAAUACACCUUUGCCCAUUUAGUACUACGAAAUUGUAAAUUUCGACAUACUAAAACGCUGUUUUCUGACUAUCAGAAUUCUGUCAAAUCUUCCCAAAAGUCCAGGAAAUGGCAUUUCAGAGACUCUGAAUUAAAAAAUUUCCUCGGGCCCCCCCCCCAAAUAAAAAAAUAGAAGCUUCCUAUGGCCCUGUGUUGAGAAGAUGUUAUAUUACGUAUUUAAAUGGUUUCAACGUUAGUGUAAUAAAACUAGUUUUUGUAGCAUCCACUGUGAAUGUAUUGUUUAAUUCAAACUCAACUCAGCCAAUGAGAAAAGCACGGCAUUUAUUAGAGGGAGGCGUUUAUUUAAUUUAAGUAAAAUGGGAAAAUUUGGAAGUGUCCCGGUUUUGAGGACUCAGAGGUUGGAAUGUCUGCAGUGACCAUGCAGAGGUAAAGUUAAUUGUGACCAAUUGCUUGGCGAAAACCCUCUUGGCCGGCCACAAUGAAAUAUUUUCUCAUGUAAACAUGUUAAAAUUCAAUCCAAUUACCCAGUGAGUACCUAUGCAUGUAGUUGUAGAUUGUCCUCUCCUACAGUAGCUACAUGUAAUAAAGUGUAUACUGACAAUUUCAUUUUACAGAGCAUGGUUAUAACAUUCUACGGAUUAUCAAUUUGCAAUAUCAUGCAUGUGACACAGUAACCUCAUCUAAAAACCUUCUAACACAACAUCUUUUAUUUUAGACGUUCAUGUUGAUGAUGGUAAGAAUUCAGUUAUAUAUUUAAAACACAAAUUCUUAAAGCUAGGUCAUUCUGUUUGAGAAAUAAUAAAAUCUGAUGUACUCAAUUGACAAAAAAGGAUUAACUUUCAAUUAUUUUCUCCAUGGUAGAGUUGUGAAUGUUUUCUACAAUACUAUAGUAAUGAUUGAUAAUUAAGAAUAUAAUUAUGUACAAUAUAUGACAGAUUAAGUAUAUUACAGAUUUCUUAUGAAUAUUUGCAACAUUUUUUUCUUCUAAUUAACUAUAGAAAGUGAAGUCGAAGAGGAUAAAGGAGAAGUCCAGCCAUGUAAGUUAACUUUAUAAAACAAUAUGUUCAGUAUGGUUCAAUCAUACUUAUAAUUAUAUUAUUAUUACUUCUACAAUAAGAUGCAUGAUUUUAUUUCAGUGAACGAACAACCUCGACAAGAAGAUGCGAAUGGUAUGGUUCUGUUGAUAUACUUACAUACCUAUAUCUGUAAUAUGUAAUUUGGUCUAACUACAGUUAGUACUAUUUUUUUUCAGUUCAAGAACGACAACAACGUCAACGGCAUGGUAAUAGUACAUUCUUUAUAAAGUUUAAUUAUACCUCUCUUGUGUAAUUCAAACUAAUCAACAUUCUUUCAUUACAGUUAAUCAUGAAUGA
Molecule: messenger RNA, 9728 nt
Organism: Paramuricea clavata
Lineage: Eukaryota; Metazoa; Cnidaria; Anthozoa; Malacalcyonacea; Plexauridae
Source: the annotation of a GenBank genome assembly